Molecule: messenger RNA, 598 nt
Organism: Desarmillaria tabescens
Lineage: Eukaryota; Fungi; Basidiomycota; Agaricomycetes; Agaricales; Physalacriaceae
Exons: 5
Coding region: 5-559 (184 amino acids)
Source: RefSeq, a predicted model, not a curated record
CGACAUGGCUUUGCCUCUCACCUUGGUCACUCUACUUUUGCUGUCAUGUUUUGGUUCCGUUAAUGCUAUUCUCAACAAGUGGGAGGCUACUAGCUUCUGCAAAUGCAUCUGCUUCCAGUCAAACUAUUCAAUUCUCCACCUGGAUUUCCCAGACAAUCCGUCGCAGCCUUGUCUGUCGUGUACGAAACAGUGGUGUCUGAACCAGAAUCUCCCUAUCUGCGCUGGAGCUUCCCUCGGAGACACUGACCCGGACACGGCAACAGGAAAAGAAGGUGAUGUGGAAGCGAGAUGUUUUCAGCGUGAUUCACCACGAGACCAGCUGGUGGUAACGCUGUUUCUAUUGACGGUCUUUGGCCUUCUGCUUAGUGCAGGAAUAAAGAGCCGUAUGAUCAAGGCUGGCAUUGAUACUAGUGUCCCGUGGAAUGCAGGCCGAAGGUGGUGGGAGGACUGGACACCUCGACGGCAAUUCCAGGAGCUUGGACUUUCUCGGUUGGGAACAGCUGGACGGUCACGAUAUCAGGGCGAGGAAUACAUGCGAGUGAAUGACGAGGAUAGUUAGUUAGAUACUGGAUCUAAAUUAGCAGUAGAUUGCCAAGGA